GAACGCAACACCAUCCAAGAAACAACCCAUCAGACACCCCAAGCUGAUUAAGAACUCUUCUUGGGAGAUGUAGCACAGUUUUUCAUCUUACUUUCUCCUAGAGGGAAAAAAGGGGGGUCAAUCGAAAAAAGGGGGUGGUGCAACUGAGAGUGAGAGAUCCUGUUACAGAGAUCCAGAGUUUUUCAUGGCAAGAUUUUUGGAAGUGGGGGGAGGGUGAAUUUACAACUUUCUCGGCCUGAUUCCUUUUUCAAACCCAACCCAAACGUUUCCAAACAACUGUAAAGGAGAGGAUAUUGGGUUGAUGGUGCGUUUUUUCAAGAGGUGGAAGCUUUUUGGAGCUGGUGGAUUUUGGAUUAUGAAGGAAUUUUGGGAAAUACAGCAAGGAUCGGACGAGAGGUGCAGGAUAAAAAAGUUUGGGAGGACAGCGAGAAAAGUUUGAAGGAGUUUUCCACCAUCAUGCUGCGUUUGGAAACAUACUUGAAAUCUCCUACGGAAAACCUGAUCUUUGACUUUUAUGUGAAACAGGAACACUUCAGUCUGUGAAUCCAAGUAAUCUCAUUUUUGCACCGCUGAAUCUCUCUCCCAAGAUGUCUUCCCAGGCUCGGAGGAGCCCCAUUGUUGGAUUUUACGGGAUGCUUUGCGUCUGGGCUGCCUGGCUCUCUGGUGCCAGGGCAGUUUUGUCUCCAAACGGGACAAUAUUUGAGGACAACUGCAAGAAAACUACAACUUGUGAAGCACUUAAAUACAACACAUGUUUGGGGUCGCCUUUACCUUAUACACAUACAUCACUGAUCCUGGCGGAGGACUCCAGCACCCAAGAAGAGGCUUUUGAGAAGUUGACCAUGUGGUCUGGUUAGUUUUAAUAAAUCCAGUUCAAGCCACUAUUAGGGAAAAGACUUCAUAUUUACAUGAAGUAGUGAAGCAAGGGUAGAGAUACAACGGAGCAGUUAUACAAAAAUAAAAGACUUAGUCAUACAUGUGAGCAUAACUGGUCAUUAAAAGUUUUGGUUAGUUAUCGUAAAUAACGAUAAAGCAAAUAAAUUACCGUAAAUAUUAUAGCAGAGUUGUGUUUUAGAGCGUAAAAUGGCCCAAUUAGUGUUAGCAUAACGGUUAAUUUAGCUAACCGUUGUUUGUAUUUGUUAAUGGACAAAUUUCACCGCUUAUAAACGACACAUACUUCGUCUAUCGCAUCAAAACACCAACAAAACAUGAUUUUUUCUUCGACCGUAAGCGUUUGUUAACUUUUUUUUUUGAACGUGAUAAUGUGACAACAGGCUACUAUAAAAUCAGGAGGUCGACAGGAGGAAGCCAUCGACCAGAACACUGUUAAGAGCCAUUAAAGGCAACAAAAGAGAUCACUCUUAGGUGGUAAAGAGCAGACAAUAGGGAAGUUUGAAUAAUAAGAGGUUUUUAGAUAUGCCUCAAGAGGUCUCUCACAUGUAAAAGAGGUCACUAAUGAUCUAUCAGACAGAGCUGCUCUGGACCAGCUCUCAUUCAAUGUUAAAUCAGUGUUUUAAGACUCAGUGUGGAAGUAACUCCUACUUUAUUUAAGUAUCUUAUGUGUAACAAUGAAGCUAAAUCUAUAAGAAAAAAGAUACAGUUAAUGCAUAAAUUAAUUUUUCUGUUAAACUUUCAGUGACUGAAAACUUAGUACAGCUUAAUAACAACAUAACCUCCAUAUCAAAACAUGAACCAGCUAUAGCAAUUAUCUUCAAAUCUCUGCAUAAGAAAAAAACAAUUACAUUAAAAAAUACCAAAGAAACAGCCAUCAUUUGAUUUCAGUCACUCUGUAGACCGUUUACUUUAUAAGUCUGUGAAAUUUGAUCACAUAAGAUGCUUCAUUUCUUCUGGAAAUGUAAUAUAGGUAGGGUAUAUAACAGAGAAGUUGGACAUUAUUCCAUUUCAAAACCCAAGUCAGCAAAAGAUUGUUGUUUUGGCUGUUUUCGUUUUGUUUGAACAUUUAGACCAAAAAAAUCAGUCAUUUAAAGCUAAAAUGUACCAUCCUCAGCUUAAGAAUUUGUAAAUUCCUAACCUGUUAAUUGUUCUUUUAUUGUCUUUUCAUAUUGUGUCUUUUUUAAGCCUUAACACUGUUAGUCUUAUUACUCAAAAAUUUCUGUAUUUAACUUUUUUUUGUUUUGCAAAGCGUCUUUGAGCACCUGUAAAAGUGUUAUAAAUAUUUUAUUUAUUAUGAUUAUUAUUAUUAUUAUUAUUAACUCUGUAUGCACUUUGUGGGAGCUUUUUGACUGAUGCUGAUUUAACUGGGCUUUUUUCUGUUUUAGGUUUGCGUAAUGCCCCUCGCUGUUGGUCAGUUAUCCAGCCUUUACUCUGUGCUGUCUACAUGCCCAAAUGUGAGAAUGGACGCGUAGAGCUGCCCAGUCAGAGUCUGUGUUUGGCUACACGUCGGCCCUGCAGCAUUGUGGACCAGGAGAGAGGCUGGCCCAACUUCCUCAAAUGUGACCAGUUCCCUGUGGGCUGCUCGGUACGCUCCCCUGUUAUGUAAUAAGCUGAUAUUACUGUAUGAUAUCCAGGCUGGCCUUUAAUGAAUCUCCUCUGUGUGCAGAAUGAGGUGCAGAAGCUGAAGUUUAACACAUCCGGACAGUGUGAAGCUCCUCUGGUGAAAACAGAUAUUCAGUCCAGCUGGUACAAAGAUGUGGAGGGCUGUGGCAUCCAAUGUGACAACCCUUUGUUCACUGAGGAGGAGCAUAAUGACAUGCAUGCCUACAUAGCUUACUUUGGCACCAUCACCCUUCUCUGCACCUUCUUCACACUGGUGAGUCAAAACUACAACACCCAGAAUUCUGUGUGCUGUUAUUUUACAAACAGUUUUAAUCAAUAGAACUGGUGUUAAUGUAUGGAAGGAGGCUUUUCUACCCUCUUAUGACUAUUACCCUGUCUUUAUUCCAGGCCACAUUUCUCGCUGACUGGAAGAACUCAAACCGGUACCCUGCGGUCAUCCUUUUCUACAUCAAUGCCUGUUUCUUUGUGGGCAGUAUCGGCUGGUUGGCUCAGUUCCUGGACGGAGCACGUGAAGAGAUUGUGUGCAAGAGUGACAACACCAUGAGACUCGGAGAGCCCUCGUAAGAAAAUAUGUCAAACUUAUCACCACUUGUUUUUGAAGAUGUCUUUAAAAGGGAAAAAUAACUUGUAAAAAGUUCACUACUUAUAGUAACCUAAAUACCUGAGCUAAACUUUUUCAUAUCAGCCUAUUUCAAUCAAAUAUCAAAGACUAAUCAAGCAGAAGGACAAUUUUAGCUAUGAAACUUGACCUUUGUCAUUGCAUGUGUUAAAGUAAGAAGCAGAGAAAUUCCCUGAAACCAAGAAGGAUGUAAUUUCUUUACUUAAAAUAACGUACACUGUACCUUUAACUUGAAAAUUGAAAACAUUCUUAUUAUGCUUUGUUUUUUUUACAGCUCUUCAGAGACCCUGUCUUGCGUCACCAUCUUCAUCAUCGUUUACUACUCCCUAAUGUCAGGCGUCAUCUGGUUUGUCAUGCUGACCUACGCCUGGCACACGUCCUUCAAAGCCCUCGGCACCACCCACCAGCCACUGUCCGGCAGAACCUCUUACUUCCACAUGGUCACCUGGUCCAUCCCAUUUGUCCUCACUGUGGCCAUCCUGGCUAUUGCGGAGGUCAGUCAGACACUCCAAACUUAAUUCCAGUUGUGCAAAAACACAAACUUUUUUAGCGUAGUGACAUUAUUGGGACUCUCAUUUUUUUUUUGUUAUUUGUGUUGUUUUGCUGCACAGGUGGAUGGAGACUCAGUGAGCGGGAUCUGUUUUGUAGGCUACAAAAACUACAGAUACCGUGCAGGCUUUGUGCUGGCUCCCAUUGGAGUGGUGCUUGUCGUCGGGGGUUAUUUCCUUAUUCGAGGUGAGGAACUUGAAACCUGUAGUGACACAUUGAAAGUAGCAGCAGAGACUGGUGAAUUUUUUUUACCCCAAACACCUGAAAAUCCCCCUUUGUUUUCUGUUUAAACCCUUCAAACCUUUGUGUGUAUCAACAACUGAUACAAUGUGUUUCUCUUCAGGUGUGAUGACUUUGUUUUCCAUUAAGAGUAACCACCCAGGACUACUAAGUGAGAAAGCAGCAAGCAAAAUCAAUGAGACCAUGUUGAGACUGGGUAUGCUAUCUCCUCUUUCACAGCUAUAGACUGUAUGUAUGAUAAACACACUCGCUUCAUUUUUGAUUGGAAGCAGACAUUAUGGAAAGUUUAGUGUCUCUAUGCUAGUGUUAAAUUUGCAUAUUUGCUCCCACUUUGCAAUGCAGCAGCAGCCUCAUUUGUCAACAUAGCUGUCUAUGAUGAUGUUACAACCCUUCUUUUUAGAAUCAAACACCAUUGGGUGCUUCUGGCUUAGCAGUUUAAGUGCAUGCCUCUUGUACGGAGGCCCUAUUCCUGCCUGUGUCCCCUUUCCUGUAUGUCACUCCCCACUUUUAUUCCCAGUUUUCUGCUUCGAUUAUCCCAUCUUCUCAAAUUAAAAAAAAUGCAAAACCUGAAGAAUAUUUAUAGAAAUAACUUAUCAAAACUGAAUCUCUCUGAAAAAUAAGCACAUAGAAACACCACUAUAGUGACUUGAAAGAAUAUAUAAGGUUUAAAAAUCAAAGCGCUCAUUAUUCAUGCUGAGAUUGAAGUUGUAGCUUGGAUUUGGGUGAAGAAGUGAGAGGUUUGAAGUGUUUGUGUCAUUGGGCAAACUAAAGAGAGUCAACACUUUUAAUGGAUUAUCAUUUUUGUCUGAAAUGAAAUGAACUUAGGAAAUGAACUUACAAUUAUAAGGCUAGUUGGAGUUUAUGUCUCUAGAGUAUGUCAUGAUUUCUUUUUGUUUCCCCCCUCCAGGUAUAUUUGGCUUCCUCGCUUUUGGCUUUGUCUUCAUCACCUUCGGCUGCCACUUUUACGACUUCUUCAACCAGGCUGAGUGGGAGAGGAGCUUCAGAGAAUAUGUGCUGUAUGUAUUUGACAACUUUGCACAUAAAUCUAAAGCAGUGUACUGAACUUUCUUCGAUCAAACACUCAACAAUGUUUGUUCCUACGCAGCUGAGUUUUACACCUGCCUGCACCAGAAUUAUUUAAUGGUGAACCAUCCACAUAAAAAUCCACAAAUUGAUGCUGCUGACGCUCCAAACCGCUGCUCAACCGCUCAGCACGCAGCGGUGAAAGCAACUCUAUUUCCCCACAGUGUUGACACUGGCUGGGCUGGAGUUAAAUUAGCCUCAAAAAUGUAAACUGCUCUCUCCUACCCUUACAUGUCAAAGACUUUUUAAUGCACCAGAUCUAGCGUCAGAGUGUACCACAGUCAGAAGAUGUGGGAGGAAUACAACAGGGACAUUUGACUGAGCAUCUCUUGGAUUUCUGUCAACAGGUGUGAAGCCAACGUGACGAUCGCCUCCCAGACCAACAAGCCGAUUCCAGAGUGCACGAUUAAGAACCGUCCCAGCCUGAUGGUGGAGAAGAUCAACCUGUUCUCCAUGUUUGGGACAGGCAUCGCUAUGAGUACCUGGGUCUGGACCAAGGCCACUAUCCUCAUCUGGAAACGGACCUGGUGCAGGUAGAAACAUAUCAAGUGAACGCUGAAAAUGAAAUGUGUAUCUUUGGCUGUACUUCUUUACAUUUAAAAAACAAGACCUUUUUUUAUUUUGUUGGUUUCUGUCCUUCAAUACUUGUUUCUCUCCUCAAUGACAAAUAUUUAAAGACUUUGUAGUUUCAGUCUCUUUUCCAUGUGUCCAGGCAUGCAGAAACCAAGCACAUUUCUCUGCUUCACAUAUUAAACUUUAAAAAUGUCACACUGAGUACCUCAAUAUAUAUGAAUCAAUCAAGUCCAAAUUCCAAUAUGUGUAACUUAGUUUGGUUUGAUAAUCUCUACUUUGAAAGAGUGCUCACAAGGACUCACUAUGACUUGGAUUUUAUGCCCAGGAAUUUUUUUUCUUCCAGCUACAAAAAAGAGAUUAAAUCUGCCUCUGAGAGUGAUUGUUUUGAGUUUUUUGACUCUCUAAUGAUCACGUGUCUGUUUCAGGAUCAUUGGCCGCAGUGACAAUGAGCCCAAGAGGAUCAAGAAGAGUAAAAUGAUAGCUAAGGCCUUUGCAAUGAGGAAAGAGCUGCACAAGGACCCGGAGAAGGAGCUGUCCUUCAGUAUGCACACUGUGUCCCAUGAUGGUCCUGUGGGUAAGUGCUUCAGUGGUAAUCAAAACUAUAUCAGAUCAUCUAAAAUUUAAAAUUAUAUUAAAGAAUAAAUCUGAGGUCAUGUUGAUCAUACUUAAAUUUGCAUGUGUUUAUUUGCAAAUUUAUUUGUUUUUGAAUGAAGAAUAAAAGAAGUCAUGCAGAGUGAUGUUUGAAUACUUCCACCCUGUGGUAUUUUAAUGUAACUGCACUACUUGUCUCAAGCUUAUGAAGCUUUUACAUUUGUGAUAAUUAAUACACAUUUUUUUUUGCAUAAAGCUACUUGUUUCACUCCCGUAGUAAAAGGUUAUUGCAGUUUAACAUGAAAAGUCUCGGCCCUUUAAGGACUGUAUACAUACUGAGGAUUUCCAGUUGGGGCAGACAGCCUUUUAUGUCCAUUUUAUUUGGAUCAGCGAUGGGUUUCUCCAAACCUUGGUACUUGAAGCGUCAAACUUUGGUCAUGUUAAAGAACAAAAGGUUUUAUAAUUUGGGCCGGCAGAUUCAGCUUUGUUGUGUUCAGGAUUUAAUGUCAAAAACUGCACGAUUUGUGCUUAUGAAAUGAUUUACUCUCUCUUUCAACCACAGCAUGUUAGUUUUUCUGUCAGAUUCAGCCUACGGGAUUUUCCGUGAGCCUUUUUUGUGGCACACAGACUGCACAGUCCAGAGACUCUUCUGUCUGUCUGUAUGAGUGAGGUUCCUGUGGCUGCUGUGCUUGUUUUUCUUGGAGUACAUCAAAAGUUGUUAUAGGUUGGAUUUAAAGCUAUCCUAAACUGACCUGUAAUUUGAGGAUUUGUGGUUUGUCCUUUUUUUUUAAAGCUGGAAUCAAUUUUGAACUGAAUGAGCCGUCCAACGACAUGUCAUCAGCAUGGGCGCAGCAUGUGACAAAGAUGGUGGCCAGGCGAGGUGCCAUCCUGCCUCAGGACAUUUCUGUUACUCCCACUGGUACACCAGGUGAGAGAGGGAGGCUUUGCCCAACUUAUCUCCUAUUUGUCUUUUUUUUUGUCCCUCUUAACUUUUGUUUUCUCCAAAGGACUCUUGUACAUCAUCUUAUUCUCUGUUGUUUCCUUCCAGUCCCUCCUCCAGAGGAGAGGAACCGGCUGUGGAUGGUUGAGGCUGAGAUAUCACCUGAGAUGAUUAAGAGAAAAAAGAAGAAGAAGAGGAGGAAGGAGGUGCGUCCAGUUGAGGAGAUGGUGGACCACCAGCCUUACCCUCAGCGUGAAUUUGGUCGCAGCUCAGUGCCUCGUCUCCCCAAACUGCCAAACCACCCGAGUCUGAUGGCUAACCUCCGGGAACAGCAGAAACUGGAGCAGGAAGUCCUCCCAGGGUCCUUCCCAGAUAUCCAGCCCUCCCUUGAGGAAAGGGGUCCCUACCCACAGUACCACAGAAGCUGGAAGGAGUAUGGUCGAGGCCCUUUAACCUACAAUGAUCGCCCAGAGGAUCUGGGUCUGGGUCCACGCUGCCUCCCCUCAGCGUCCACCUGGCAGCCCGGCGGUUCCUCCAGCUAUCUGAGGGAGGUGAAUCAUGCUGAGGGGCUUUCAGAGAGGAUGGCACAUGUGGCUCGGGUACCUGCAAGUCGAAGGACGGGCUACGGACCGGUUCACUCACGGACCAAUUUAAUGGAGGCGGAGCUCAUGGAUGCCGACUCUGACUUCUGAGCUCAAACAUUUAGCUUUGUGCUACACAGACAGUAAGCUACAAGAAGUGCUGGAUACUUAAAACUCUUCCUCAAGUGCACCGAGUCACAAACACCCAGAGGCAAAGAUGGAACUAAGCUGGUCAUGUUUUCUUAUUGUCUUUUUAUUAACUGAAACGUAAAGGGACAAAGUUAAAAAUAUUUUUAUACUUAUUUGUGUCCAAUAGAAUUUCAAAGGCAACUCUGAGGUGACAAGAUCGAGGCAGCUAAACUUUCUGGAGCUUGAAAGAAAAACAUUUUUAUUCCACAACCCUCAUGUGUUCAUCCGUCAAAUGAAUUAACUAAGUGAUGCCAUUUUUGAAUUUAUAGAUAUAGGCUGUUCAUAGAGUUCUCAAGAGUCAGUUUAGCUUUUACCUUUGACUGACAGCUUGCGUUAUGAGUAUUUGACCUGCUAAAGACAAUACAAUGUGAGCUAUACAGGAGAGUGAACAGGUCAAACUUAAACUAUUGUACAUUUUGUUGCUUCAAUGUCUCUUUUUGUGUCAUUCUAAAAUGUUUAAAGGCCUCCAUUUCUCCUUGUGGCUGUCACUUUUACUACAGUUAACUUGAGGUACCUGAGGCACAGUACACCAGAACCCCCACCAGUUUUAAAGAAGGAGUUUUCAACGUGUACAAACUAAAAUGGUUUUAGAUGUUUGACAAAAACAAUCCCUGUGCUGCAGAGGUAGGAUACAAGGCCAGCUUGCUUUUUCCAAUAUCACUGACUCAUAUGACUUCUUGUCAACACUAAAUGUUUGACAUGACAUUAGGAGACCAGAUGCUUCUGCAAGAACAAAUAAAGUGUAACUUUACAGGGUUAUUGGCUCCUAGGUGUGGAAAUGUGUUGCAUGACUGAAAAGUUAGUUGUAAACACAAAAUAACAAACAGGCUGAAUAAUUGUGUCUCAAAGCCUCACAUAAUUAGCUUCAGAUAUGAAACCAUUCACAGUGUGAAAUGCUUUCUUCGCCGUCAUUUGACGAUAUCUUAGUUUUUCUGGUACUAAAUCUUACUGACAGACUGAUGGGAACUAUUCAACGCCCUCUUUGCUGAUCUGUUUUACUCUUAAGUGUGCUCUGGUGCAUCUGAGUCACUCAGAAAUUAUAUCACCUGAUCAUAAAGUCCGCCUGUAAAUGACUGGGUCAGGAUAAAGGCUUGGCUAUUGUUCCUCAGCAGCAAAAAGACUCUGAGUCACUCUUCUGUCUUUCAGUUUACAAAAGCUGUGGCUGAAAACUGUGUAUUUGUAAAACCCUCUCUUGCCUGGUGCAAUGAAACAACAAUUUGCUCACUAUUGUCUUGAAAAGAAGACAAAAAAAAAAAGAAAUGUCCAUCCUCUGUUCUCAAUAAGUGUUUCUUGUGUGUGUCUGAACAAAGUUUCUUACUGUACAAUUAUCUUUAAAGUGUUAUUUUUUUACAGCAGUAUUUCUACUUUUGUUUAUCUGAUGUAAAUAUUCACUCUUUCACUGGCCCUCAUAUGUGCUCGCCGGCUGAAAUCUUUACUAUGACAUACUUUAGACUGCAGUGAACUUAGGAGUCACUUUUGACCUUGUUUUUUUAUGUCACAGUUUUUCUGCUUUUUCUCGUGUGUGUACCGUGUAUAUGUUGUUCAUAGAUUCCCCACUAGAGGCAUUAUUUGUACAGAUUUGUAUAUCAUUCACUCCAUUACUCUGCUGAUAAAAAUUAUAUAUAAAAAAGGAAGAGUCUACAGUUAUGAAAGGUUAUCACUGUAUUUGUGCUGUAACCAAAAUUUCAUCUAGCAUUGUUAAUUUACGCUCAGUAUGGAUCAACAGUGACUAUAGUGGACUGUGGUAGACACAUUAUAGGCCAAUGAGAACUAGUUUGAUGAUGUUUAUAAUAGAGAUUUAUUUAUAUGGUUAGCACAGCUCUACAAAUUCAACAAAACCUCCCACAAAGUUUAUUUAAAGAAAAUGUCAUUUAAAAAAAGAAAGAAAUGGAAGAUCAUGUUGAAGACUUUUUGAGUGUUAUGCCAUGGAAAUGUAAAAUAUCCUCUUUUGUAAGCUGUUAAAAGACAGUUGUUUCUUGUUAUGUUGAGUCCCCAGUGUUUCAAAAAAGUUUUACUGUCACCUUGACUGUGCAGCUGUACUUCUGUGUUUUUAUAUGUCAUUAAAGUAACCUUACACCUUU
Messenger RNA from Xyrichtys novacula (pearly razorfish), 9963 nucleotides. Lineage: Eukaryota; Metazoa; Chordata; Actinopteri; Labriformes; Labridae. The record is from the annotation of a GenBank genome assembly.